Cucumis melo (muskmelon) is the source of this 2361-nucleotide messenger RNA. RefSeq lists its product as uncharacterized. Lineage: Eukaryota; Viridiplantae; Streptophyta; Magnoliopsida; Cucurbitales; Cucurbitaceae. The record is from RefSeq and is a predicted model, not a curated record. The transcript is spliced from 8 exons. Bases 506 to 1666 code for a protein of 386 amino acids.
UUAAUUUGAGCACCGUCAUCGCCCAGCAAGAUUUUUGUUUUCUUUUUCCUCUUCCCUUCUUCUCUGCUUCUUCUCCGCUAUCAAUAAUGUCGUAACAAAAUCCAUGUUCAACAUUUUCUUUCCUCCUUUCUUCCAUUUGAUUUUAUUUUAUUCUCUUUCGUUUUCUUUUUUCUCUCGCUACUUCGGCUUCCGAUGGAGGAUUUCUUUUCGUUAUCGUCUUUUGCUACUAAGCUUUGAGUAAAUCUCAGCUGCGAAGUUCAGCUGCCAUUUCUGUUCAUCAAUCCGUAUCAAUUCGCGUUUCAGAGCUCUUUUCUGGAGCUUACGUUACUAAAUUUGUCGACACUAAGCAUUUUCAACGACUGUUGGAAUCUUGUUUGCAGGUGAAUAAUCAAGCCUACAAGAGCUAUACCUAUGCAUAUAACCACGUUUGUUUCUGCAGCCUUUGCUGUGCUUAAAGAGUUCCUAAAUUGUAUAGAGAGAUGUGAUCAUUCUGCUUUCAACUGAUAUGAAGACGGCACAGAGAGCUCAAGAUACAAAAAAAGCUUUGGAUGAAACUGAAAAUAACCUACCAAACAACAAAACUGAGGCUCCUAUAACAGACGCAGGUUCAGUAUCUGGCUCAAACAAUGAUGGCAAAAAAGUUUCUCACCAAGAUAUUGAAUUUGUCCAGAAUUUAAUAGAGCGGUGCCUACAAUUGUAUAUGAAUAGAGAUGAGGUAGUUAAGACCCUGCUGAAUCGUGCAAGGAUAGAUCCUGGAUUUACGUCAUUAGUUUGGCAGAAGCUGGAAGAAGAGAAUGCUGAUUUUUUCAGAGCUUAUUACAUAAGGUUAAAAUUGAAAAAGCAAAUCCUCCUUUUUAAUCAUUUGCUUGAACAUCAAUACCGUCUCAUGAACUAUUCCAUGCCUCCCAAAGUUCCAUUAGCUCCUAUGCAGAAUGGAAUUCAUCCUAUAUCUGUUAACAACUUACCAAUGGGAUAUCCAGUCCUUCAACAACCGCCUAUUUCAAUGCCAGGUCAACCCCAUUUGGAUACCAUGGGCUCUGGAAUGUCAAGCUGCCAUGUUGUUAAUGGAGUUCCUGCACCUAGUAACUUCCAUCCUAUUAGGAUGAACUCUGGGAACGAUAUGUUGAUGAACAGCGAGGCUGAUGUGGUUCCUGUUAUUCCACCAAACGGUAACAUGUCCUCCCUUUCAGAGAUGUCUCUGAGUCCUACAUCAGUGGCAUCCAGUGGUCAUUUCUCAUUCACUGCUCCAGAAAUAUCCGGAAUUGGAGUAGAUACUUCUGCACUCGAUACUGCAUUUACAUCAGACAUGGUAAGUUCAGUGGGUUUGCAACUUUCACAAGAUGGUGGAGCUGGAAAUUCUAGGGAUUCUCUCAGAUCAUUGGAUCAGAUACAGUGGAAUUUUAACCUGGAUUUUACAACAGAUCUAUCGAAUUUGGGAGAUUUAGGACCAUUAGGUAACUACCCUGGUUCUCCUUUUUUGCCCUCGGACUCAGAAAUUUUAAUUGAUUCACCGGAGCAAGAAGAUAUAGGUAUACCGACUCUUACCAGCUCAAAAUUGUUUGAUAUAACUAAACCCUUCUUUUUCAAAAUCAAACAUACGUUGCGCGUGUGUGUAUCUACAUAUACAUAUAUGUAUAUAUUGUUCUAUAAGACGAAUGUUAAUUAGAUUUAUAUAGCAAGUGCAAUUUACAUUUAUACAACAUACGUUAACCUUUUCUUUCUUCAAGUAUGACUUGCAACUCAGAAGUAUCUGGGCCGUCCAUGCAAAGUUGGAUGGCGUAGAUAUAACAUAUCACUUACAUAUCUAAGAAAGCCCAAAAAUCGAUUAUAAACCAGUAUGUACAUAGCUUGUCACGUGGCUACUCACUCGCUAACUUCUCAUUUUUAUCUCAGUGGAGGAGUUCUUUGUUGAUUCCGUCCCUGGGCCGCCAGACGAAGAGAAAUCCUAAACAAAGGUGACAGAAGUCUUUUUUUACCAUUUGAAUAAGUAGGAUAGGAUAAGAUUUGACCAGAAAUCAAGAGCCCAUUGUCUAUUAAUAAAUAGGCAUUCAGUAAUUUUGUCAUCAACAAAAUUUCAAUUAUUUAAAUAUCGUAGUCGCAUAGCUUGGUUUGUAGGAAUGUAGAUAGGGAAUUAGCCUAGUCAUGUAGGGGAAGGAAGCCGUAGUUCUCUUGUGUUGCUCAUUUCGGAAAUCUCCAUUUGCUUAGAAGUUGAAGCAGCUGGCUGUUCAGUUUUUAAUCCCCAGUCUGGAUUUAAAGGUCAUAUUUCGACCGUCCUAUAAUUAGCACUACUUUUUAGAUGUUUGAUUGUCCUGCUCUCAUUUAAUGCCUUUGAUUAAUGGAAACACCCAUCAAAUUAUCUGA